GGGCGGUGGACCCCGGGCCCCUUCCUUUGGGAAGGGGGUGGGCUGAGUACUGUGGGCCCCAGAGGCCAGAGCUCAAGUCAGCUAUUGGGGGAGGGGUGUCCCAAGGAAGCUGAGUUCACCACCCCCACCCCAAGCUGCUGGGUGAGGCACGGUGGUGAUGCCAGGUAGUGAGCACCCCCCCAUCAUGAGUGGGGCUGGCUCAGGCAGGAGGUCUCAGAGCAGCUGCGUGGGAGCCAGGACUGGGGGAGGCACUGGAAAGGGAGGUGCUCUGCUGAAUUCAGCCCUCUGGCUGCAGCCAGCCUGGGACUCUCUGGUGGUAGGGCGGCCAUGCAGGCUGCAGGCUCUGGGGCUGGUCCCGGCUGAGCGUGGGGAGCUGGGCCUCCGGCCAGGCCCGCUGUUCUAGCGCUCGCUCGGUCGCUGGAGCAGUGGCGAGGCCAGGAAACAGCAUGUCCUCAGAGCUGGCCGCAGAGCUGUCGUUCUCAGCACUGACGCGUGGAAAUACUGAGGAUGGCCUGUGAGCUGGGAGAGCUGAGGGAAGAAAGGGCCCCGAGCUGAACCCUGGCCCUGGCCGCAUAUCUAGGGGCUGGGCCGAGCCCCUAGUCCCCCCCCCCCCCAAGACCGCUCACUGAGGCGUCUUCCUGCUUGUUUCGUCUGUCUGAUAAUAAAUUAAUUGUGCCGGCGCCUCUGUUGGUGUUACAUCAGGGACCUUGGGCGCAGCAGUCCUCUUGUCCAUGGGCCAGUUCCUGGAACGGUCUUUGAGGACGUCCUCUGGAAGAAAGAGUGUCCCCAGCAGCCGGCUCUACCUCCUCCCUCCCUCCUGUCCCCAGCCCGGAGGCUCUGAGGCCCCAGGGUGGGGACAGGGCUGCUGGGGGCCUGGGCUCAUGCUUGUGGUCUUCUGUCCUGAGCUGGGCCCGGGGAGUGUCCACUGACAGUCGAGAGGGUGACCGAGAACGCAGGCAGCCCAGCCCUAGGCUGAUGGGGUGAAUGGAGACAUAUUUGUGUCAUCGUUCUCGUAAUGAAGUCAGAGCUGGCUGGCUCCAGGUGGCUCCCAGGACAGUGCCCCUGGACCGGCCAGGCCCCAGGCCAGGGCUGCAGUGUCAGCCCAUGUGGGCGCUGGAAGACAGGCAGGCUGGAGGCAGCAGCCGCUCAGGGUCCCACCAUGAGUCUGUGGCAGCACCAGGCUGGAGCACCAGCCCCAUACCUGCUGGCCACGGCGCACCUUCCACAGGCUGCCCACUGCCCUGGGCACUCCCUCUGUGCCCCUCAUUCAGGGGCAGCCGGCUGCAUGCAGGAGGGACUGAGGAAGGGGGUGAGGGCCCCACGGGAGGGAGCCAGGGGCCCAGCGUUGCCACCAGGGCCCAGGCCAGCCUGCGGGUUAGGAUCGCCUUAUAUUGGGGCAGGGGACUUCCCACAUGGCUCUGUGCACUUGUGCUCUGGGGACUUGGCCAUGUGAGGGACAGCUCCCUCUGGGUGAUGAGGUGUCCAUGGCAGGGCCCAGGCUUGCCAUGUCCCUGGGGCACAGCUCCAUGUCUCCUGCUGCCCAUGCCCACGCCAUGCACGGGGAGCUUGCCUGGGCAGGCAGCACUACCUAGACCCCCUGGUGCCCCCAGGGGAGAGGGUUCAUGCGCUGAGCUGCUGCUGGUCUGGGGACUGCAGCUGGCCCACAAAGCGUCUAUCCCUUCCAUAUCUUCUGCAGGCUCUGGCCCAUGGCUGGCACCCCUUGGUGGCUCACUUGGGGAGAGGCCUCUGGGCCCCAUGCCUUUCUCAAUCCAAGGCUACUGCUCUUGUCCAGCUACCAUCACAGUUGGGCUGCAGGUGCCAAGAGCUGUCCCCUGGACCAGCAGGGUACCAGUACACUUCAGACAGCAUCCCUCCCUGUCUUGGCCCCCAGGGCCAGCUGCCCUGAUCAGAUGGCGGUCCAUUCUCUCCUGGCCAGGUGACGAGAUGGCCCGAGGCAGCCUGAACCUACUGUCACUAGGUGGAAGCGCCCGCCUCCUGGCAGUCAGGGCCCGGUCCUCGCAUGGCCUUUGUCUGAGCUGCACUGUGGCUCUGCCUUCCCUGGCUUGCCCAGGCAGUGCCCACCGCCGGGCCCCACUGUCCAGUGCACUACUGUGUGGUUCCCUGCCUCAGUGGAUCUGAGCUCCCUGGGCACCACAGGCCCUGUGGGUGGCAAAGGAAGCCUCACCUUUGGAAUAAGCUUAGUUACUUCCCCCAGGACAGAGGGGUCAAGUGCAACCAACUUGACCCAGGAGCCGAGUGGUCUCGGGCAGGCAGCGUGGUGCUGGGUCACGGCAGGUGGGUCGUGCUUAGGGGAGGGAGCCGCAGCAGCCCCGGUGAGCAACGAGUGUGCCGUGGGCCGUGCCACCGUGGUGAUGCUGCUCGUGCACCUGCUGCAGGGGUUCUAGGGCCAGCCCGCGUUAGCGGCACAGCCACACUCUCCACGGCGGGGAGCCUCCCCCAUGGCGGCUGCUCGCUGGCCACCGCUAACAAGUGAGAUGACAUUUUGCCCUUUUCCCCAGACCUGGCCACCUGUAUCUCCCCCAGACCCCCUGCCCUCCAUCUUUGCCCCUUUCCCCUGCAGGCACCUGAGCAGCCGGCCAGGCCAGCACAGCCGCCCCGACUGCUUAGAGUCUUAUCCUGGGCCGCUCUGCUGGCUCAGGUCACAGGCACGGCCCUGCCUUGAUGAAGUUCAUCUUGUGCAGGUGCCUAUGAGCUGAGAGGUGCAGGUGCCUGGGUCUUGGGUGCCAGGAGUCUGGGCCACGGCUCCGGCAGCUGUCUUGUGCCCACAGGCCUGCAGUGUGAUGCUCUCCUGUUAUGAGGGGGCACUGCCAGCCUCCCACUGUGUAGUCUGGUGACACUGGCAGAAUCUGGGGCCUAGCGUCCGGCUAUAGUUGUGGCCAAAGCAUUCCAUCCCCCGGGACCCCCCUGCAGUAGGCGGAAGCUAUCUCAGAUGCCGCAGGACGGCCUUGCUCCAGGGCUCUGGGACCUGCGAUUUCCCAUCGGGCUUCCCAGAAGCACUUUCUGACAUCUGCUUCUGCAGGCUCGGCCGUGUGCACAUGGCAGGCCAGCUGCCCCAUGGCCUGGGCCUGCAUGCAGCCCUCUGUCCCCAGCACAGGGUGUCCCUGCUCUGGACUCUGCGUCUCCGGACUCUUCCUCCCAGUGGAGGGCGUGAGAUGCAGUCACUUCCCCUCUGGCCUCCAGGGCAAGACCCGCCCGCUGGGCUGCCUGGGGGGUGGGUCUCUGGGGUCUGUGUCUUCAGCACAGCUGCCCAAGCCUCUUCCUGCCCGCCUGGCUUGAUAAACACAAUGUCACCUCUCUCACCUUCUGUGCCGCGUGCACAUUGGGUUGGGCUGUGUAUGCUGGGCGCAGGAGACUCGGCCUGGCCGCCGUCAAGUCUCUGUCCAUCCCACCCAUGUCUGGCCCUCCUUCCCCACGGACAGGCCACAGCCACAAUGGCCCCGUGAGGCCACGCUGACCUGCUCUGGGAGAACAACAGUGUGGGGCCUGGGCUGCCACAGCAGGGGCCACCCUGGCGUCCUUCGGGCAAUGCAGAGCUGUGUCACCCUCUGUGACCCCAGGUGCUGUCUGUGGCCCCUCCAAACCCCACGGCUUUACUCUUUGGAUGGGGUCAGAGUCGGGGCGACCCUGAGAUCUCACGUUUUGAAGGUCAUUGACCUUGAUCCCACACCCCAAGGGCCAGGCUGCCAGCUCCAGGCUGGCGUCUGUGCUGGGCGUGUGGACUGGCGAGGUGAGGGGCCAGCUGGCUCUGGGUCUCAUUGCCUGCUCUGUAGGACGUGUGUGUGUUUCCCCAUAGCCACCAAGCUGGUAUCUGGCUUGGCUUAAAUGCGGUGACCCGGGCCUGCGCCACCCUCUUCCUCCUCUUCCUCCUCGGCUUCACCACCGCUUGGUCCCCGAGAGCUGCCCCAUGGUGCGCUUCUUCCCUCUGGCUUCCCCACCCCAGUUCACACUGCCGGCCUUUCCACGCUCGCACCCCUGCUUCCAGGGGUCUCUGUGCUCGACCGCUCAGGGAGUCCCAGUGUGCGGGCUGCUUCCCAGGAGCACCCUGACCCCCACCACGGUGGUGCUGGGAGGGAGACAGCCAGGCCACCGUCGGGGGCUCCUCAGAGGCCUCUGUGUCAUGGGAGCUCAGAGCUGGCCCAGCCCUUGGGGGUUGUCCGAGAGCGAGGUGGGCCUGGGUCUGCCCAACCCACCAGCCUGGCCCGGGGGGCCCUGCGAGGAGGCUGGGGGCAGUGACGGCCCCAUGCAGCCGCUGGUGCUUUUGUCUUUAUUACUCAGGAAAGCACGUGGGGUGCCCCUCACCUCUGUGUCCAGGGUGGGCCACUCCUGCUACCCCUCUUGCUCUGUGCCCCUGCUUCCUAGCCUGGGGUCCAGGCUGCCCCUGGCAUGGGGACACGUGCCAUCCUUGGGGGAGGCUCAGGUGGGAGCCAGGAGCCCUGGUGGGAAGGGAGAGGAGUGGGGAAGGGCCCGGUGCUGCUUCUCUCUCCCCAGGUGUGGAACCAGAAUGGCAAGAGCCCCUCCAUCACCUUCAAGUACAUGUUGCUGCAGCCGCUCCACUAUGGCCUCCCAGAGCCCGCCUCCCAGAGCCCGCCUCCCAGAGCACAGAGAGCUGGGAGCUGGGCAGGGCCGGCCUGCUGGGCUUUGUGAGGCACAACGGCUCCCUCUACAGCCCGGCCUCCUCGGAGUGGCUGGCCCUGGACAACCGGCUAUUUGGGUCCCCGGCGCCCGAGAUGGAGCUGGGCCUGGGCUGGGGCCAGGAGACCAAUGAGGUGUGGGAGUGGGCCAGUGGUGGCAGAGCCUGCGAGGGCUCUCCCAGGGCCAAGGGCUUCCAAGACCACAAUGCCACAGGGAUGGUGGUCGCGGGGGACAAGGGGGGCCAAGACGUGGAUGCCCAUUUCACGUCCCGGGAGUUCCUGUCGGCCAACGCCAUCUCUGGACAGCUGCUGGGUGCCGGCUCUGACUAGAAGGAGUUCGGUCUCAAUGAGACAGUGAACAGCAUCUUCGCCCCGGGCGGCCCCGGGAGCUCCCUGGCUGACAGCCUGGACUGGGCUACGAGGAGAACGAGGGAGCCGGUGCUGAGCUGCUCAACGGGUCCUACCUGGAGCUCAGCAGUGACAGGGUCACCAACACCUCCUCGGAAGCCCCCUUCCCCGACACCAGCACAAGUCUCCCCACCUCGGCCAGGAACGAAACUCACAGGCCAGGACCAGGGCCAAGGCACGUAAGCAAGACGUGAGUCUGGCUAACAUGCACCAGUGGAAGCUCUCAUCACAGGAACCCUGCAGCGCCACCUGCACCACAGCAGGUGGGAGAGUAGCAGCUGGAGCUACCAGUUCUCCAUCCUGGGCUGCUGAAAGAUGCCGUCCCCCGGCUUCGACAGCUCCGUGAACAGCGACCUGUGGGAGGCGGCCGAGGCCGUGCAGCCGGAGGAGCGCAAGGUUUGCCGCAACCCAGCCUGUAGGCCGCAGUGGGAGAUGUCCCAGUGGUUGGAGUGCACAGGCAAGUAUGGGGAGCACAGCGUGGUGACUAGGCACAUCCACUGCUCUGAGGACGAGAGGCUGUGUGACCCCAACACCAGGCCGGUGGGCGAGAAGAGCUGCACAGGUCCCCCUGCGACCGCCAGUGGACCACGUCUGACUGGGGGCUGGUGAGCGUGGCUGGCACGGGGCUGGCCUCUGCUGCCCCCGGCUUCUCCAGUUUCUGGAGCAAGGGUGUGAGCAAGGGUGUGAGGGAGGAGCCCCUGAGUGCCAGGUCUCCCUCUAGUUCUGAGGAAUCAAAGCCCCCAUCUGACCUGGCUGUCUCCCCCCGUCUCCAUCCGUCUCUCCCUGUCUCGAUCCGUCUCUCUCUGUCCGUCUCUGCCUGUCUCCCCCCGUUUUCAUCCAUCUCCCCCACGUCUCGGUCUGUCUCUCCCUGUCUUUGCUCAUCUCCCCCAUCUCUCCUGUCUCUGUCCGCCUCCCCCCAGCUCCGUCUAUCUCUCCCCAUCUCCAUCCACCUCUCCCCAUGUCUCCGCCUCUCCCCAUGUCUCGGUCUGUCUCUCCCCAUCUCCGUCCAUCUCUACCCGUCUCUACCCGUCUCUCCCUGUCCAUCUCUGCCCGUCUCUCCCUCCAUCUCUGUCUGCCUCUCCCCAUGUCUCAGUCUGUCUCUCCCUGUCCAUCUCUGCCCUUCCACCUCCCCCCCGUCUCCAUCUGCCUCUCCCCAUGUCUUGGUGUGUCUCUCCCCGUCUCUACCCAUCUCUCCCUGUCUGUCUCUGUCCAUCUCAUCCCAUCUCCAUCUGCCUCUCCCUAUGUCUCGGUCUGUCUCUGCCCGUCUCCCCAUCUCCAUCCGCCUCUCCCCAUCUCUGUCUCUGCCCCUCUCGUCUGCUCAGAUGCCAGCCAGGUCCCCUGUGCGCAGCCCCUAUCUGUAGGUGUACAUUUCUCCCUCUGGGUUUGUCAUCAAGCAGGCAUUAUUUCUGUAAUUAGAACAGAAAAUGUGAUUUAAAAAGUGGUUACUAUGGCAACCACUUCCCACACUGCCUGGGGUGCUUUCCCCUCCCUGGGGGCUGGGGGCUUGUGGAGUGCCCCCCGCAGGCCCCUGCCUUCUCCCUUUUGGAGUGCAGAGGGAGCUGAGGGCAGGGCCACACCAUCAGGCACGUGUGCUGCAAGACCAGCGAUGGCCGCGUAGUCCCCGAGUCCCAGUGCCAGGUGGAGACCAAGUCUCUGUCCAUCCACCCCUGCGGGGACAAGAACUGGCCAGCCCACUGGCUGGCCCAGGACUAGGGCUGGUGAGUGUCCUGGAGAUGCGGGUGCCUGGCCAGAGGGCAUCGGAGAACAGCAGGUUGGCCAGGAGCUGGCUGCAACUUUGAAGGCGGAGCUCGCUGAGAUGGAUUUGACACACACAGAGCCAAACAGGCGGGGGAACCCCUUGGUGCAUGCAGAACUGGCAGCGUCCCCACACCAGGCACCUAGGCGCCCGAGCGAUGGGGCACGGGGCAGGUGCUGUCCGGCUGCAACUGCUUCUGGCCUGCAGGCUGGGCAGCCUGCUGUCCAUGCUUGUCACCCCACCCCAUGCCAGACCCAUUGCUUCCAAUAUGCCUUCAAGCAGAUCACUAUUAACCAAAUCAUCUCGGGACAAAGUGUUGUCUGCUAAAUCGAUUCUGGCCACAGCACCCCCAGCCAAAUGGUCAUUAACCAAUUUGUUUCAAACAGAUGGUUUCAGGUUCCCCUGCUUUUGAUCAAACUCAUUUGGGGACAAACGGUUGUGGAACAAAGAGUUCUCAGCCGAUGCGCCAUCGGUCCCGGCGUCCCCCCCCGCCCCGUAUCUACUGACCAGCUGUUGUCACAGGGUUCCCCCCAUCCCGGGCAGGGGCAGCCGUCCCAGCCCUCUCAGCCCCUGGCCUCUGUUCUGACCUGUCCCCCGCCUCAGUGCAACACCACCUGUGGAGAGAUGUGAAGAAGCGACUGGUCCUGUGCAUAGAGCUGACCAAUGGGAAGUUGUAGACGCACAGUGGGCCUGAGUGUGGGCUGACCAAGAAGCUGCCGGAGGAGAGCACCUGUUUUGAGAGGCCUUGCUUCAAGUGGUACUCCAGCCCUUGGUUGGAGAUGACAGCUGCCAGGACCAGCCAGGCACCAACUGCACCCUGGCCAUCAAGGUGAACCUGUGCAGCCACUGGUACUACAGCAAGGCGUGCUGCCACUCCUGCAGGCUGCCCUGCCCUUAGGCUACCACUGCAGCCAUGGAGACCCAAGUGCCCGCCCAGGGCCCCGCCCCAGACACCCCACGGGCGCCUGAGUGGGGGGGCGGGGUGCAGCACUGGGCCACCCCCUCUGCUCUCCCAGGCUGGGGAGCUCCAAAUCCUAAGGAUCCUGUUUGGGGCUGAGCCCCCACCCAAGGGGCCCCAGGACCCAGAGCCCAGCGGUGAAGGUGAGACGUGCCCAGGGUCCAGGCCGUCUCUGGGUAGGACCUCCUCCAGAUAACUGGCAGGUGACUCUGACCAGGCUCUGUGGGGGAGGUGGCGGUGGUGGCCCCGAUGUCACUGGGUCCCUGCCGGCAUCUAGGUGCCCAUCAGUUGGAGGGUUUGCCUCAUGGCCCGGCCCAGCCCAGCACCUGCCGAACUUUAAGCCCCGGGGAGCCCUCUUUCGGUGUGUGUGGUUCUCAGCAGUGGGUUUGUCCUGUAACCACAGUCAGUACUCAUCUGUGUAUGUCAAUAAAAUGGUCGUAUAUAUGGCGGCCUGGUGGGGUCUCUGCUGCGUCUGGUAGGAGGUGCAGGAGACCCCAUGGGCUUGGGAGAGCCAGGGUGUGGCCGUGUGGGGUCUCUCAAUCCCUAAGGCCUGGGGUUUGGGGCUGGCCAAGUGCAGACGGAGACCAAAGGCCACAGACAGAGUGGGCAGUGGGGCCUCAGGAGCCCGGCGCCGGGGUCAGAGUGGGCUGGAACCUCCACUGGUGUGGGGCUGCAGGGGAGGACCUGCACUAAGGCCUGGAGUGUCCCCUGCAGCAGGCUGGGGGACCAGGGAUGAGGCAGGUGUGCGGAGCCUCAGGACUGGUGUUUCUGGAGCUCUGCGGAGGGCCCCUGGUCUGGACUCGUGGGUGCCGAGCCGGACGAGAGCCCUCCUUUGGGCUGACCCAGCGGUAGGCGUGGGGAGAGGCAAGAGCAGAGCAGCUGGUGGAGGGUGCCGGGAGGGGAGGGGCCUGGGGCUCCGCCACCCAAGGGACGGCCAGCUUGCCUCGGCGCUGAGGAUGGCCAGGAGAACUGUUUCCUUUGGGCAUAGGUGCCAGAGAGGCCAGUGGCUGCCUCCUGCAUGGGGGCCCAGCCUGUCCCCAAAUUGGGACUCAGAGCAGGGUCCACCCCGGGGAAGCUGAGGCAGCAACCAGCCUGGGGUGCUUUUGCCUGUGUGUGCCCAUGGCUGCACAUGUAUGCAUCAAGGGGCUGCACGUUUUUAAAAAAUGUAUUUAUUGGAGAGGCAGAGAGAGACAGAGAGAGGCAGAGAGAGAGAGAGAGAGAGAGAGAGAGAGAGAGAGAAGGCGCCCACAAGAGAGUUGCCAUCUGCUGAUUACUCCCCAAACGCUGGCAACGGCCCGGGGCUGAGCCAGGUGCCAAAGCUGGGAGCAAGAAUUCAACCCCAGUCUCCCACGUGGGUGGAAGGAGCCCCAUUCCUUGAGCCAUCCCUGCUGGAGUCUGGAGCCAUCCUGGCGAACAGAACCCAGGUCCCAGCCGUGGGCUACAGGCUUCUGAACGGCGACUUCAACGGCUGCAACUUCACCACCACGCUGUGGCUGCCGCAGAGGGUUCUUUCCCAGCCCCCACUUGCUCAAGGGCUCCGGCUCCGCUCAGGGAGGGCUGAGUGGCUGUAGCCCCUGCCCGUGCCAUGUUCCGCGGUCCCUGCUCUGCUCCGCCAUCCUCUUUCUGCCCGAGCCUCCUCCUUUUUGCCAGCGCUGAGUGUGUGUGCUCACUGUACACAAGGCCUUGUGCCCCAUCAGGGCUGCCCGGAGCCCCCUGAGGCAGUGGCUCUGUUACCGGCCCAGACGGGUUCAGCUGGGGUUCCCAGGGGAGAUGAGCACAGCCUCCAUCCCCCCAGGGUUGAGAAAGGCAGUUUUGGAGACCCCUCACCAGAGAGCCACUUUGGGUUCCUCCAGGCAGGGCCUGGGCUGCACGGGCAUGGCACAAUGCAGAGAGGGUUUGCACUGGCCACAGCAGCCAGACCGAAGCCAUGAAGGGUGGUAGGAGAUGAUCCAUUGGCUCUGCCAGGCUGGUGGGUGGGUCCCAGGACGGCGCUGCAGGGACCAGGCCAGGGCAGGGGGUGCUCACUGCAUUCCAGAGCUCUAAGUAUCUACGUGUGGAGGCUGGUGACCAAAAUGGGAGCAGCUGCCUCAGGGCCCUCAUCCCCUGCCCCCACCCCAGACUCCUCCCCAGGUGAAUGCAUCAGGGACAGACUCGAUGGGGGCGGGGCCAGGAGCAGGGAGUCAAGGGUGCAUCCAAACAGGGGCCAGGGGAGGGGGGAGGGACCAAGGAGUCCCUGAACAGCCAGUGUCCCCCGACUGCAGGAGGCUCUGGGAGCUUGCGGUGGGAGAUGAGCCUCACUCGCGAUUGGCCACAGCCCUUGUCAGAGGGAGGGGCUCCUGGGCCUCCCUCAGCUGGGGGUGGGGGCUGGUGCCCUGAGGGAGCCAGUGGUGUCAUUUCUGCCGCUGAUGGAAGGGAGCAGGGAGCCCCCAGCCUGAAUCGGGGCUGGAUGGAGUGUGGGCUCAGAGGAGGGCUCCACACAGGAGCCUCCACCCCGACACUGCUGGGGAUGGGACAAGACAGCGCG
This is a messenger RNA of Oryctolagus cuniculus (rabbit), 10298 nucleotides long. The record is from RefSeq and is a predicted model, not a curated record. NCBI's taxonomy places the organism in Eukaryota, Metazoa, Chordata, Mammalia, Lagomorpha, Leporidae.